Schistosoma mattheei is the source of this 1170-nucleotide messenger RNA. The record is from the annotation of a GenBank genome assembly. NCBI's taxonomy places the organism in Eukaryota, Metazoa, Platyhelminthes, Trematoda, Strigeidida, Schistosomatidae.
AUGGUGUUUGGUGAUGUUCCUCCUCUACCUACAUGUACGGAAUCAUAUGCCUUCCAGGUGGCUGGUCAUUCUCGAGAAAAUGCAAGUAGUUUCGAAAUACUUCGAGAUAAAUCUAAACCAGUCAUUUACAAGUCAUUACAAGAUCGUGAAAGAGGUAUGCGUGAAGUGAUGUUUUACCAAAGUGUGUUUUCUGCGGAUGCUUCGGAAGCACUCAAACGUCUUCGUCAAUUUAUUCCAACUUAUUAUGGAGUUUUUCAAUGUCCAGGAACUAAAGCUUACUAUAUGGCUUUAACUGAUCUGGUGGCCGAUUUCAAACAACCAAAUAUAUGUGAUUUCAAAAUGGGUACGGUCACUUAUUUUCCAGGUUCUUCACCAGAUAAAAUCUCCCGUGAACAGGUUAAAUAUAUGUGGCGUCGUAAACUAGGGUUUGCUUUAUCUGGUAUGCAGAUAUCUGAUACAAAAAAUCAUUGUUUAAUUAAGUUUCCUAAAGCAUUUGGACGUACUUUAUCUCCAGAACAAGUUUAUUCAAUUGGUAUAAAAUCAUUUCUAGGUGCAGAUCCUACCUAUUGUGUUAAACUUGCUCAAAAUUAUAUCAUACAACUUGGUCGUAUUUUAAAUUGGUAUGUCGAAUAUGGUGCAAGAGAGCUCACAUUCUGUCGUUCUUCAAUUUUAUUGAUUCACGAGUCAUUACCAAGUAAUAAUUAUAAUAAUAAUGAACAUUGUCCUUCCAAAUCAUGUUUUGCAUCAUCAUCAGCACCCACCACCACUGUCAUUAAAAAUAACAACAACACACAUCAUACUUCAUGUACAACAAGAAAUCCAACUGUGAAAACUUCAACGAUAUUGAAUAAUCAAUUCGUCAAUAACUUUAAUAAUAUUCCUUCUAUUCAUGAAAUCAAUACUAAUAACGGUAACAAUAAUGAUACUCCUAAUAUUACUGCUACUACUACUAGUACUUCAACCGUACAUGCUCAAGUUUAUUUAAUUGAUUUUGCACAUUGGUCUAAGAAAAAUUACUCUACUCAAUGUAAUAAUAAUAAUAAUAAUAUUGAAUAUAAUAAAAAUUAUUGGACAUGUGAAUUAACUAAUGGUUUUCGUUAUGGAUUAGAAAAUUUAAUUCAAUUAAUGCAUUGUGUUGUCAAUAAAGAAAGUGCAAUUUGUAUAAAUUAA